CUACCCUUCCUUCUCGUCGCGACGGCGGCGGAGAGCCGGAGAGAGAGACCUCCCCCGCGAUGGCGUCGCGACUCGUGGCCCGAUCGAGAGACCUAGCGCUCGCCCUCUCCCGCGCGCAGCCUGCCGCCGCCGCCGGAGCCCCCCGCGCGCUCUCCUCCCUCCCCCGCUGCCCCGCUGCCGCCCCGUCCUCUCCCGGCCUCGGCAAGGCUCUGGAAUAUCAGCCAACAUCACAUCUCCAUGGAGCUCAAUUUUUACCUCGUUGGUUUUCAAAUGUUGCAUCUAAUGGAUCUCCCAUGCAGAAGGUGCAGGAGACAUGUAAGUCAGUUGCCGGAAUGGAACACUCUGAUGCACUGAAAGUAAUGGAAGGAACCUCUCCUAAAGUUGUGGCAUUCAGCCCAGUAGAAGCAGCUAUCACUAAACCUAGAAGCAGUCCCUUGACAGUUGAAAGUUCUAAAGUAAAGCGAUCAGAGUUAGCAACGCUAGUGACAUUUUACAUGAUCCCUUCUCUGCUUAUUGCCUCAAAAAAUGGCCUUGCUACCUCUAUUUUAGUUGGCGCGGUAUUCCAUCAAAUAUACAUGUUUCACAAGGAGAUAUUUCUGGAUUAUGUGCACCACGAUAUCACCAGGAAGUGGGUUUUGAUAUACUUCAAGCUGCUUUUGUUGAUCAUGGCAAAGGAAACCAUUGUGUACUUCAACUUUAUCUGAGUUCAUGUUUUGCAGAGGGAUAAUAAAGCACUCGUCCAAUCAUUCAUACACCAGAAAAAAAUGAUGGUGGUGGACAAAGUUCUGUUUCCCAGUUUUCCUGCUGGACAUUUCCAACAUAUUUCCUUCUUAACUAGUUUUGUACAUGCACUUGAAAGAGGAUUGUUUAGAUGAAUCAAUCAGUUAGUUUGACCGCAAUCUUGUUUGUAAUAAUUGUCAGAUAUCAACUUCGUGGUAUUUGCUAGCACAAUGCAGCCAUAUUGAUUUUGUUUUUC
Molecule: messenger RNA, 976 nt
Organism: Oryza brachyantha (malo sina)
Lineage: Eukaryota; Viridiplantae; Streptophyta; Magnoliopsida; Poales; Poaceae
Product: succinate dehydrogenase subunit 4, mitochondrial-like
Exons: 3
Coding region: 60-704 (214 amino acids)
Biological process (GO): tricarboxylic acid cycle; mitochondrial electron transport, succinate to ubiquinone
Cellular component (GO): mitochondrial inner membrane
Source: RefSeq, a predicted model, not a curated record